Messenger RNA from Chara braunii, 3174 nucleotides. The record is from the annotation of a GenBank genome assembly. NCBI's taxonomy places the organism in Eukaryota, Viridiplantae, Streptophyta, Charophyceae, Charales, Characeae.
CGAGUUAUUUUCCGCUGCUGCGCCGCACCGUCUUCCGACAACGUGACUUCGGUGUGGAAAUCACAUGGGCGAGCAUGCAGUUCGGGGUCCCUCCUCGUACUAGUGAUAUGCAAAGCGCGGGCAGGACUUGGCGUGCGCAGGGGGUAGAGAGGUCGUCAUAUUUUUCAGCGAUUGAUGGCUUUGUCUUUAGCAUGGUGUCACAUGAUGUUGACGGUCGUCCUGCACAUACACCGUCUAACCGCGGGUACGGUAGCGAUGUCUCCACAUUUCCACCACGAAGGCGAGGUCGUCCUGUAACACCCCCUGCGAGGCCCUCUGCGACAGUGGACGAUGAUUUUGUCGUCGUGGACAACGACAAUGAUGACAUGUCCGUCGAUGGUGCUAGAGAGAUGGACAUGAGCACUGCAGAUGGCGCUGCCAUGCAGUAUGUCGCAAGCGGGAGGUCCACUGAGGAUGCCGGUAAGCCUUCACAAGCCACUCCGACGGAUAGCACAAAAAAGAACAAGCCUUGGGUGUUUGAGGAGAAAGUGGAUCUGGCCCGGCAGAGGCAAGUGACGCUAGUGGGCCGAUCUGCAAAGGCUCCUUUCGGGGAAUGGGUGGCGUUAGAGAAGACAAAGGAGCGUCCGAGAGUGCAAUCAACGUCGUCGUCAGCAGCACAUAUCACUGGCAGUCGACCAAAGUGGAUGCAGCCUCCAUCGCCGUUGUCGGGAGGUGGCAGCAAGGAGAGCCGCACGCCUGACUGUGGGCCGGCGGACGAAGAUUUCGUGUCCGGUGGUCGUGAGCGGGAUGGGAGGCAGGUGUGGGCAGAACAUCGGCAGCAGGUGCGUCGAGAACGCGAGGAGUCGAUAACGUGUGGGGUGGAACGACUGUGCGUGCGGGAGGUGAACACAGAGAAGGAGCCAUCGGUGCUGGACGCCGACAAUUACAAGGACAUCGUCGAGGACAAGGAACGGCAGGACGACGAGAUUGGCAACGUUUGGGCGAUGCGGAAGAAAUCCAUGGGUGCGAGGGGCAGGAACAACAAGGCUCCAACGUCGUCCUCGCGUCGGGAAAAACGAGCGCAGCCUGCGGGGAGCAAGGGGGAAGGCGACAUGGAGGCCGAGGGCGGGCGAAACUUUUGGUCAGUCGACCACAUGGUGGCCCUCAUCAGGGCGAAGCGGGACCAGGAUGCGCAUUUGCAAGGGAUGGGGCACGCCGUUCGGGUGGUGUGGAGCUGCCGUCCGGGGGUUCAGGCGGCUGAGUCUGUUGGUGAUGGGGACGCUGCUGGCGACGGUAACGAGGAAGAUGAGAGCUCGACGAAAGGUUCGUCACCAACGACGGGUACCGGUGGGGCUUUUGGCAAGCGGAAGAACAUGAGGCAGCAGACUUUUGAAGCUCUCACGGAGUGCAUGGAGAAGCACGAGACAGUCAUGGCGACAGCGAUGGAUAGCGCUAGGAAGAGGCAGUGCUCCAUUCAAGUUCGACAGUGCGACGCCAUGAAAGCGGAGGUUGAGGUCCAGAGAAAGCACUACGCGGAGUUGGACGACGUCAGCAAGCUGAUGUGCCAUGCACUUUUGGAGAUAGCGAAGGCUAUACGGGAGAGGCAGAAACUCACGAAGGGGGGACAAGUCUUUGUGCAGUUCACGCCGUCAUCGUUGUGCUCUAUUAGUGUCGUCAACUUCACCAUGUCGUCGCGUGGUGGAAACCGUGGCAAAAAGAGGGAUAGUUACGAAGGGGAGACGAAAGUGCCAGUCAAGAAAGGACGACAUGCCGCGAAGAAGAUGAAGGCUGUCGCAACGGGCCCUUCAAUAGGAGGCCAUGUCAGGGAGGACUCAGAGGAUUGGGUGAGGGAUUCUAAUGUUGGCUGUGCGGACAACGACUUUGUGUCUUACAACGACGUCAAUGAUGUCAGACAAGCACAAGGUGGCCUCGCCGACGGCGCGCACGGGGGGGGGGGCGGUGCGAGGAUACGUGUAACAGCGCCGCCUGAGGGCCAACAAUCUGGAUGGGUCCAAUCAUCCCCAGACACGCCACGCGGCCAAACAGUUCCGGAUGGGGAAGGCGCUGCCAAUGCGGCGCUGCAAGGGACCGUCCACGAAACAGAUCAACCACACGUGGCGGAUGCGCAAGGUGGUGCGGCGGUGGGCUCUUCCAGAGCAGCGGUGGUGGGUGCAGCGCCCGCGGAGAGCCGUGAGGAUUGCGACGAUGACGAGCCUCUAGCGAACAGGCAGAGGCCCGGGAAUGCGCGAGACACGAUCGAAGCCACGACGAAGCUGUGGGUGGAUGACAUGAGGUUCUGGAAUGAGACGGAGGGCCACAGACUUUUCAAGCUCAUCCAGGAGGCACGCUUGUAUUUGCUGGCCAUCGCCGGGGGAGUAACCCCUCCCGAAAUCAGUCGGAGUAUAGCCCUCCCGCACUCCACCAUCCCGCAACACAAAAUCGACGACGAGUCAUUGCUGAAGGCGCCGAAAGAGAGGGCGAUCAAAGUGCAGAGCAUCGCCUUACGCGUCAUCCAUGGUUGGAUCUUCAAGUCUGGGAGUUGCGCGCGGGGCUACCACGCGGCGUACGGGUACAUGCUCAACCACGCUGCGACGGACAUCGCCCGCGUCAUGUGGUUUGGAGAGGAGUGGCACAGUUGUGUCAACCCCGCUGUGUGCCACAUCACAUUGGAGUUGGACAUAAUGCUUCCCAUUUGGUUCGUCGACGCGCACAUCGAGGAGAGGCACGAGGACGGCGAGAUGGCGUGCUACCAAGAGGCUACCGUGCUGCGGCUGGUGGGCGCCUUCACGAGCGCCAUCACUCUAGCGGAGGGGAUCGACGGAGGCCUCAUAUUGCACGACAGACUGAGGAACGUCGCCGACGCCUACUGGGUUCUACUCGCCACCGCGAUGUGGCUCAUGAGGAUGAGUGGUGAUAAUCUGCGUUCCCAUUUCGAUGCCUCCCUCUUUGUUCAGCUCACCACGAAGCCGACAAGCGACGUUCAUGCAUUGGUCAUUCGAUGCGCAUUGCCAUAUCCUCCAGGCAGCCGCAGUUGUCACAGAGAGGAUGGGCAAGCCGACCUUGACGUUGGUGGAACCGCAUGUAUACAUCCCGGACUAGGUAUCGUGUGGCAUCACUUUCGGAUAUGACACCACUCUUCCAUCACCGGUGGACGCCAAAAGGAUGGACUGGUUGGGGACUAGCCCCCCAGAGGAG